UAUCGGGCGAGUUCUCGUUGCGAAGGAAUCGUGGAAAAACGCGACAUUCAUUGUUCACCUGACUUUUCAAUUUCAUUGUACCAGUGAUUGAAGAUCAAGAAAAGUGGCAUUCUGUCUCGACGACAUUUCAGGAAAACGUCGUUGAUAAUUAACAGUAGAACUUCAACCUAGGCGCAUUAACGUCACACGAUUAAGAAGCCACGACACCAAUGACAAUGCUAGGCUCAGAACAACGCCAGUGAAAGAUGGUGGACAAAGAAGAGCUGAGAAUAACGAAGGCGAAGGCCCCACCACCACCGCUGAAUCUCAGUGAGGCGAUCGAGGAUGAAGUGCUGAACCAAAAGACUGCUAGAAUUCUUAAGAAUGAUCUCCUUCUACACGAGGCUGUGAUAAAGAACGAAGCGGACACUGUUCGUAAAGUACUUAAGGAGACUGUCGACGUAGAUUCCAGAAAUAACUAUGGUCGCGCUCCGAUUCAUUGGGCAGCAUCUAGAGGAAACACAGAAAUUAUUGAAAUGUUAAUACAAGCCAAGUGCGAUAUUGAAGCGAGAGACAAGUAUGGAAUGCGACCCUUGCAUAUGGCCGCCCAGCACGGUCACCGAGAUGCAGUGAAGAUGCUGAUCAAUGCCGGAGCAAAUGUAUCCGCGAUUAACAAGAAACAACACACCCUUUUAAUGUGCGGCGCUCGUGGUAGCAACGUCGCCGUAGUGGAAUACUUGGCGGAUGCAGUGGAAUCGUUAAACGGUGAGGCAACUGACUCCACUGGGGCGACUGCUCUUCAUCAUGCAGCCAUCACCGGACAUCCGGCGGUAAUCACAGCGCUUGCCAACAUCCCGCGGAUCGUGUUAGACACCACGGACAAGAAAGGACAAACACCGCUGCACUGUGCCUGCGCCAAAGAGCACUUGGACGCGGUUGAGGUCCUUAUAGGAUUAGGGGCGAAUGUAGAUGCCCACGAUAACGAUGGCAAUACCCCACUUCACGUAGCUACUAGAACGAGGCACACAGGAAUCGCGCAAUUAUUAUUAAAGGCCGGAGCGAACACCGAGCUAAUUGACGCGGAGGGUUUUACUCCCCUUCAUGUCGCCGCAAGUCAAGGAUGCAAAGGAAUACUCGACUCCAUGAUACAGCACGGGGCCGAUCUUAACAAGCAGUGUAAGAACGGCAAUACACCUUUACAUCUGGCCUGCCAAAACAACGAAGUAGAAACGGUAGAGAUAUUAAUUAACAAAGGCGUCGACCUCAAUUGUUUGAAUCUGAGGCUUCAAUCAUCCAUACAUAUCGCGGCUGAGAUGGGACAUACGGAUAUUUGCGAAUUACUUCUUGCGGCAGGCGCAAAUAUUGAGCAGAAAGAACAGAGCGGCCGAACACCACUUUACAUUGCGGCAAGGGGCAGUUUCACAGCCAUCGUCGACAUGAUCAUUAAGACCGCUAGAUUAGAUUAUCCGACCCCGGUUCGAGAAUUGACUCCGGCACGAAGAUGGUGGAGGGAAGGAUCGCGUGGUGGCAGCAUCUCUAGCAAUAAUGGUCGCCUCUCGGAACAAAUCCGAUCCAUUCUUUGGAAGUUGGCCUACAAGCAACUUGCCCCUGAAGAUUGGAAGAAAUUAGCUGUUCACUGGGCUUUCACCCCUGAACAGAUCAGAGCUAUCGAACAUCAGUAUACGGUGCGUCUAGAGCAGCCUUAUGAAAAGGACGAUAAAGCUCCAAUUAUAGGUCCCGCGAGUUUCAAGGAGCACGGAUUUCGAAUGUUAAUGAUCUGGGCCUCCGGAUUAAAUCCAGACGUGCCACUGAUAAAAGAGCUCUGUGAAGCUUUAUCAGCGGUGGACAAGAAAACAAUUGCUGAUUCCAUUCGUAAACAAAUGGAGCAGGGAGAUGAUGGUAAGGUAAAAUCGAAAGGGCAACGAUGUCAUAAAUGCUCCAUUGCGUGAAUAUCUACAAGUGCCAAGUUCACACGCAAAUUCUACACACAUAUGAGAACGUAAUCUAAACGAAAAUUAUAAUUUACGACGUAAGACGUAAUAGUUAUUGUCGAAAGCUUACCUGCAUUUUAAUGAGAAGAGUUCAACGAACUUGGCAAAUGCCAUUAACGAAGGAUUUACGAAAAAACAAAAAAAAUACGUACAAUGUUGUAUAAAUACCUUUUGUACCAACAAUUCGCAAUGUUACGCAAAUUCUUAGGACACGAAUUACGAGUACAAUUUACGGUGCAGGUAUAGCUAUCACUAUCAUUUUGAAAGAACAAGAAUUUCUUAAUAAAAUCAGAAAAAUUGAUUGAAGGUUGUAAGUACAUACAGUAGCUUCACUCACCGUAGAAUAAAAAUUCUAUGAACCCGCUAUAUCAUCGCUGGGUUAAAUAAUAUCAUUUACCAAAUUAAAGACGAUAGUGUAAGAGGAAUAUCAUUUACACAACGCGACGACAGUGAAGAAGAGAAACUCCGUUAUUCAUAGAAACAAAAGUACAGUUAGUACACAGAAGCCAUCGAAAAAAGCGAUACAAUUGUAAAAUCAAAGUAACAAUCGAACGUAGACUCUUCGGAAUAAUAUUAAUAACGCAUAGAUUAAGUGUGAGAGUAAAUUUUGCAAGGCUUUCGAUGUGAUAACAGUUUAUUAGAUUAGAUCUCGAAUAAAGAAUAUAAUAUAAAAUCGAUAAAUAGAUAUGCGAUUAUCGCACGAUUCUCGAAAGAGACAAUCUACAUAUCUGAAACUUACAAAUUUAGACUCUUAACU
Molecule: messenger RNA, 2727 nt
Organism: Trachymyrmex cornetzi
Lineage: Eukaryota; Metazoa; Arthropoda; Insecta; Hymenoptera; Formicidae
Product: ankyrin repeat and death domain-containing protein 1A
Exons: 16
Coding region: 246-1928 (560 amino acids)
Biological process (GO): signal transduction
Molecular function (GO): protein binding
Source: RefSeq, a predicted model, not a curated record